AUGGCGUAUUUGAACCGUGCCUUGCCUACCAUCGCCGCUCACUCGUCGCUAUCGCGCUCGCCUUUCACUACAACCCUCCCGAUCUCCCCUCCCAUUCCGUCGCCCUCCCCUUCUCACGUUCUUUGGCCCGUCGCUCUCACUGUCGCCGCUCUCCUCCCGUCGCUCUCACUUUCUCCGCUCUCCUCCCGCCGCUCCCGAUUUCUCUGCUCUCCUCCCGUCGCUCUCACUUUCUCCGCUUUCCUCCCGUCGCUCUCAAUUUCCGCGCUCUCCUCCCGUCGCUCUAACUGUCUCCGCUCUCCUCCCGUCGCUCUCACUUUCUCCGCUCCCAUCCCAUCGUUUUCACCAUUUCCCUUCUCAUCCCGUCGCUUUCGUCCUUUCCCUUCCCGUCUCGUCGCUUUCGUCCUUUUCCUUCCCGUCUCGUCCUACCGACUUUCUGGUGUUCUUCGCUCCAAUCCCCUCGCCCUCGAUUUUUCCGCCCCCCUCCCAUUACCCUCGCUGUCGUCUCUCCCUUCCCAUUGCCUUCCCUCCCCCCGUAUUUCCCCUUCCCUUACCCGUCGCUCCCUUCCCGUCGCUCUUUCUCUCGUCGCUCCCUCCCCGUCGCUCCCUGUAACGCUUCCCUCCCUUCCCGUCGCUCUUGCUCUCUCCCCUCCCUUCCCGUCGCUCUCUCUCUCGCCGCUCCCUUCUGGUCGCCCUCGAUGCACGCGUCCUCUCACACCCCCCAUCCCCCACCCCAUCGCCAUCCUGCUCGUCACGAAACGCCCUCCCAUCCCCCACCCACUUUCUCCUCCCAUCUCCUGCCUCGUCGCCUUCGCACUCUCCCUUCCUCUCGCCGUUCUCCCCCCCUCUCCUGUCGAGCUCGCUUUCUCUCCCCCGUCACAAUUCCCGUCGCCCCCUCCCUCUCACUCCUCUCGCCUCCCCUCCGAAACACCCUUCCCGUCGCCUUCGCGCUCGCACUGA
This is a messenger RNA of Closterium sp. Naga37s-1, 957 nucleotides long. The record is from the annotation of a GenBank genome assembly. NCBI's taxonomy places the organism in Eukaryota, Viridiplantae, Streptophyta, Zygnematophyceae, Desmidiales, Closteriaceae.